Cladophialophora immunda is the source of this 2580-nucleotide messenger RNA. RefSeq lists its product as uncharacterized. Lineage: Eukaryota; Fungi; Ascomycota; Eurotiomycetes; Chaetothyriales; Herpotrichiellaceae. The record is from RefSeq and is a predicted model, not a curated record. The transcript has a single exon. Bases 61 to 1374 code for a protein of 437 amino acids.
CUGCGAUACCCAGAAUACACCUCAGCAUACAAUGAUUGUGCUCUAAUCGGGAGUCCAACAAUGAGACUCACUCCUUCUCUCGCCAUCCGCAAGCUGCUCGCCUCGAUUCACCCUCCUCUUUCUCCCCAAUCGCCUCGCGAAUCCAAACAGCUCCUCAACGUCCUCGAAUCCGCCUUCCAGCGACGACUCGACGAAACCCAUCCCUCCCCGAGAGCCGCAGCAACAGGCAUCGAGAUUCAGCAUGGCUCUGAAUUAAUCCCAGAUCCGGCCCAAAGAGUCACCCAUUCCACCCAUUCUCACCUAGACACCAUCCUCGGUCAUCCGCUUUUCAAGCAACAGUCGCUUACUUUUCUUCAAACCCAUGGUCUAGCUGCCACGGCGGUCAAGACAUUCGACGAUGCUUUAUUGAAGCAAGGUCUCGACUCCGAUCUUGUCCAGUCCUGCGCUCUGCAAUAUCUCAAAGGCCGUGAGAAGCGAGGCAAAUCUCCCAAGGAUGAAGGACUGGGACCGAGGCUGGCUCGUUGGUUCAACGCCAUGACCGGCUCUGAGAAGAAGGAUUUACUGCUCAAUGAAAAAUACAUGGAGCCCUUGGUCUCAGUCAUGUACGCUGACGGACUGGAACGCGAAGUCUGGCAAUGGUUGCAAGUUCUCUACGAACGAUCUUUCGCCAAUUUCAUCUUCAUCCCCACCGACGACUGCGCCCCUGAUGCCGUUGCUUACCUGCGCGCGGAAGAUCGUCUCGUGUCUCUGAUGAUCAAGGAAACCGCUCGCCGCGGACGGCUGCAGGAAGCUGUACAGCUAUAUACGCAAGCAUACGAGUAUCGUCUCAACUCCGGAAGAUCCGUCCUCUCAGAGGGAAAGUCUUCCCCCGAGCCUCUGCAACGGUCCUGGCGUCAAGUGGCUGGGGCAAUACUCUUACAAAACAAGCGCAGCAAAAGAGGUCUACCAGCAAGCCUUUACGAUCUAAUAUUGAAAUACAGCCUGACGAUCGAUUAUUCUCCUUUCGACCCGGCUAUUCUCCAUAUCUACCAUCCGACAACUCCAACGGCUCAUCCGCUGUUUCAGAAACUCCAAGAAUCAUCGUUCCUAGAACAAUUCGCCAGAUGGCAGAAGAACCCCAACAGAUUCGUUCGGAGGAUCUUGCUUGUUUCCGUACUAGAUGCAGCCGAGCUAUCCUUGAGCCACGCUCAUCCUCGUGAAGCCAGAGAGUUCCUCGACUUUGCCGAACGAACAUAUCCCGACUUUCUGCGCUCGCAUGAAGAAAAGACCGACACGGCGGAAAGAUUGCAACUGGCUCGACAGGAGAUCCUGGUGAGAAAGGAGUUCCGUUCGUCGGGCUAUGCCACUGCCCCGGAACUGCAAGUACUAGUGUGAGCAGAGCCGGAAGCAGCAUGACCUCCGACCCAAAAAUGAGAACUUGAUACUCCACUAGUCGACGAAAAUGAUCCGUGUCGUACGCCAAGCUGCUGUUGAACAAUAGGCGAGUCUGCAACAGCCGACUGGGCCAACAUCCAAGGAGACACCUCUCCAGCUAGCUUAUAACACCUCUUAGUCAAGAUCGGGAUUCGAGUCGAAUCGCGUGACAGCACGGCGCAAUACGCAAUACGCAAUUCGCAAUACACAACACGCGCGGCCGAAGAACGAAGAUAGGGCCAUCACUGUGGAGACUAUCCAUCAAAUCAGGUGCAAGAGAGCCCGCCCUGGAUGAAGAGGUACUCUGUCGGUUCAGCUCGAAACAGGCGGACACGUGCAGUGACUCUUCGAGGGACGCACGACACAAACCGAGUUAUUCGCAAGAGACGCGACGGAUGUACAUAAGUGCUCCGCCAUUCGCGGGGCACACCAGAAGAGCGAACAGAAGAGCUCGAGGUUAAAAGACCUCGCUUUUCGUCGUUAUGUGCAUGCGACAUAGUCGUUAGGGCCCCUGCUCGGCCCAAGAAGUGGGUUAUAUACUGUUAUUCCGCUACUGGGAUCUUUCAUUUCCAGACUUUUGGGAACCCUAGAGUAGCAUACAAUAUGCAGCGUCGUUAAAGACAAUCUGUUCCGCCAGUGGACCAGACGAAAUCGAAAAGAUGCAAACCCCCGUGUUGCCUACCUACCUACCUGGCCUAUUCCACAUACACAUGCGUAACGGCACCCUCCAGCUCCUAGCCGCAACAUUGCAACACGUUGAUCCCCGACCCAUCUCAUCGCCCUGCGGACCUUGGAGGGGGAAGUAGUAGGGCCGCAAUCGUCCGGCUGGAAUAUCGCCGUGAACCGUCGCGAGCGGUGUAGAUGUCGGAGAAGCUGGCUGUUGGAAAAAGAGCAGGUUGGAUGGGUUGCAGGUGUCUUCGGGGGUCCUUGGGUGGGUAGGUACCUGGGUAUCUAUCAGGUUGUCAGCAGUGAGACAGACACGCACCCAGUCACGACUUGUCCAUAGCCGUAACAUGCCACAGGAUCGGCAUUGCUCUGUAUUCUGAUCGACAAGGCUGUGCUGCAUGAGAGGUAAAAAAAAACAAACAGAUUAGUCUUGAGCUUGAGUGGGAGAGUGAAGGUAGCAGUCAUAUUGGGCUGCGGAAAUCCCAUGAUAUGUCCCUUCCG